AUGACUCAGAGUUGGAAGGGAGAAUUUAUCACCCUGAUCCUGGUAUCAUAUCUGAUCGUAUCAAUCCAUUCAGCUCCUCUCUCCGCCUACUUGGUGUCUUCAUUUACCCCUCCUGAUCCUGACCCCAACCUGCCAUUCAACCACAUCGCCUUCAACAACAUCACUGGAGAUAUUUACAUAGGAGCACGGGAGAGGCUCUACCAACUCGACUCAGACCUGAACCUCAAAGAGACUGUGGACACUGGGGAGUGUUCUCAUCCAAAUAAAGACCAUGUUAAUGAUAACAAACUCUUGAUUUCCCUGGUAACACCUCAGAACUACAGGCUCAUUGCUUGUGGGGGAUGUGACGGGGAUUGUCAGACAAGUAGCCUGGAUAAUAUCACACUCGACCAGAAAAGUGUCUCCACUACCAAUAAAGUUGUGUCAACAGGAGACCGACCUACUGUGGGAGCCAUUGUUCUUGGUGCCGACAAUGAAAAUACUGGAGAGGGUAAAAUUGAUGGGGAUUAUUUUUUAUUUAAUGGGAUAAGUGGCGGAGCUCCUAGGGAUACAUAUUUUAUUUCAAAGCGCAGACUAAUAGACCAUGUAUCACUGCAAGAAGUACCUGGAAUUGCCGUUGUUCUACCUUCAGAAAAAAACAAUCUCGUCUUCCAACAUCUUAUUUCUUACAAAGAUUACCUUUACUACUUCAUAUCAAGAGGAGAGAUAACUUAUCUAGGACGCCUUUGUCGUAAUACACUAGACGAUAAUUUCGAAUCGUACACGGAGAUAGAGCUACAAUGUACACGUGGUGGAUCUCAGAAUAUUAUUCAAUCAGCUUACAUUGGACCAGCAGGAUCCCAGUUAGCUGAAUCGAUGAAUGUCAACACCACGGAUGACUUAUUGUACGCGGUAUUUUCAUCUACAUCUUCGUCUUCUCUUUGUGUGUAUAAGAUGAUCGAUGUCCAGCAGAGCUUUGAUGAUGCUAUCUUAAAAUGUAUUAAUGGGACUGGCAACAAGAAUAGCUUCCUAGUUGGAAGUAUGUGUAAUACGCACGAAUGCAUUGAGUGA
Messenger RNA from Lytechinus pictus (painted urchin), 1050 nucleotides. RefSeq names its product plexin-A4-like. The coding region runs from base 1 to 1050 and encodes 349 amino acids. Gene Ontology annotation, molecular function: protein binding; semaphorin receptor activity. Gene Ontology annotation, biological process: semaphorin-plexin signaling pathway involved in axon guidance; regulation of cell migration. NCBI's taxonomy places the organism in Eukaryota, Metazoa, Echinodermata, Echinoidea, Temnopleuroida, Toxopneustidae. Gene Ontology annotation, cellular component: plasma membrane; semaphorin receptor complex. The record is from RefSeq and is a predicted model, not a curated record. The transcript has 2 exons.